UUCUGUUCGGAAGGACGAUCGGCUGCACCCGAACGGCAUAACAGCCAGGCGUGCGACUUGGCCCGCUCGUCUCUGUUCCUGCAAAGGUCGCUGUUGGCUGAGUCUCCCACAACCCAACCAAGCCAAGCCAAGCCAACCCAAGCCAAAACCACCCAAGUCCCGCGGGAUCGCCCACCGACGAGAUCAACCCGCCAUAUCAACGGCCGCAAGAUUACCCAAGCCAAAACCACCUCCCGCCAUGUCAUCUACCUGCCGAGUCGUCCAGGCAUCCGAGGUCGCUGCCCGCUUCAGCCAAGAAAUCAAGGCGGGCAUAUCCGAAAAGCAGGUCUCCCCGCUGCUGGUGGGAUUCCUUGCCAAUGAGGAUCCUGCGGCCCAUACCUACGCGCAAUGGACCCAGAAGGCUUGCGAGGCUCUUGGCCUCCGAUUUGAGCUGCGUGUCUGCUCGCGCACCGAGCUGGAAGACAAGGUCGUCGAUGCCAACGUCGACGAUAACGUCCAUGGCAUCAUGGUCUACUACCCCGUCUUUGGCGGCUCCCAGGACCAGUACAUUCAAAACAUUGUCAGCGUCCAGAAGGAUGUUGAGGGCCUUUCCCACACCUACCGAUACAACAUGUACCACAACAUCCGCUACCUUGACAAAGAGGAGAAAGUCAAGUGCAUCAUUCCCUGUACUCCUCUGGCGGUGAUCAAGAUUCUGGAGUACGUCGGGGCGUACAACCCCAUCAUCCCAUACGGCAACCGACUGUUUGGAAAAACCAUCACCGUCAUCAACCGCAGUGAAGUCGUUGGACGGCCGCUGGCCGCACUGAUGGCCAACGAUGGCGCGAGGGUAUUCUCGGUGGACGAGUUUGGAAUCCUCGAAUUCACUCGAGGCCAAGGUAUCAAGCUCAACAAGCACGAGAUCAAGGAGUCCAGCGUGAAGCUCGAGGAAGCUCUAUCUAUUUCGGACGUCGUGAUCACGGGUGUGCCCUCUCCAAACUACAAGAUGAAGACCGCUUCCCUCAAGGACGGCGUCAUUGCCAUCAACUUUUCGACCUUCAAGAACUACGAUCAGGACAUCCAAGAAAAGGCGUCGAUCUUUGUGCCCUCUGUCGGCAAGGUCACGAUUGCCAUGCUUCAAAGGAAUCUGCUGAGAUGCUACGACUACAUGCAAUUGGCCAAGUAAGCCUCUGUGCAGGACAGUCCGCGCAAGACACAAGAAGGAGAGGGAGAGGAGGCUCUUGGCCCCCCCCCGACCUUCUGAAUACAGUGUCUGCGAUCCCUACCCGCUGUAAUCGACGACAGCGACACACUCUGUUGUCCAGCCGGCGAGGCGGAUUGUGUUCGGGACACUGGAGGGGAUGAGUUUCGACCCAGGUAACAGCAUGCGGACUCUCUCGCAGAAGCAGGAC
This is a messenger RNA of Polychytrium aggregatum, 1391 nucleotides long. RefSeq lists its product as uncharacterized. Gene Ontology annotation, cellular component: cytosol. The transcript is spliced from 6 exons. NCBI's taxonomy places the organism in Eukaryota, Fungi, Chytridiomycota, Chytridiomycetes, Polychytriales. Gene Ontology annotation, biological process: purine nucleobase biosynthetic process. The record is from RefSeq and is a predicted model, not a curated record. The coding region runs from base 239 to 1165 and encodes 308 amino acids. Gene Ontology annotation, molecular function: methylenetetrahydrofolate dehydrogenase (NADP+) activity; methylenetetrahydrofolate dehydrogenase (NAD+) activity.